AGAUGAUACACGGAACCAGCUAUGAUAGCCUACGCUACUACAACCUGUACGUCGAGCGCGGGUGUUGUGUUUUGUCUUUGUCAAGUUAAAUGAAAUAGGUUUAACUGGAUGAAGACCGCAGUAAUCUUCCAGGUGACAUGAGUUAAGCGUAAAAGUAGCCAACGGGUUUUCUUUAUGAACACAAGGAGGAGAAAGAGCAAGCAUGAAGCGGAGCAAGCAGUGGGAUAUCAAAUCUGCCAUGGUGCUGGCAGGGGCAUUCCACUUCCUUUAUUCAUGUGGCAGAGCGUGCCUGAUGCCAUUCCUCACCCUGUAUCUCAGGCACUUGGGUCUCAGUGCCUACAUGGUUGGCAUCGUCAUGGGCACCCAACACCUUAUCUGCUUGAUAUGGCACCCCCUCUCCAGCCUGCUUGCCAGGCACCAUGACAAGCGGCGGGUGGUCAUCAUCGGCUCGUUAGUCUGCUCGGCUGGACUGGGCUUGGCUUUCCUGCUGCUGCCACCCUCAGGGGACGCAACUGGGGCCAGUAUCUGUAACUCCACCUCUCCCCUCGCCCCCAGACCCACCACGGGGCCUGCCAGCAGCCACCCAGUGAGCCACAUAACAGUGCCCCCGCAAAUCGCCACUCCUGGCGCUCCCUCCAAAUUAAAGCAGACUGUGUCAGCUCAGCACCUCACUGGCAUGGCCACUGUAGGAAAUGCCUUCACCGCUAUUGUCCAGAACAGUAGUGGAAGUGGGGAAGCUAGUGCAAACGUGUCUGUUAGUAGUGUGGAGAGAAGAGAGAACUACACAAAGGGGAGUGUUGCACCACACAGCAGAGCGGGCAGGUCUCGGAGGCACGCCGAGGUGAUGAAGGAGGUGACGAAGGCCCAUAAUCAGUCUCUGGGCAGUCUGAAUGGGAUGGAUAACCAGCACCAGCUCUUCUUCCUGGUGCUCAUAGUGAUUGGACUGUGGGUGAUGGCAUCUGCCCCUCUGGAGUGGACAGCAGACGAUGGACUCUACGACUACCUGGAUUUUGUGGAUGCCACCGACCGGCAUGGCCGGGUGUGGGUGUGGAGGUUGUUAGGAGGGGCGUGUGGCGUGUUCGGAGUAGGGCUCCUGGUCUCUAACCUGGACUGCUUUUUGUUUGGGGGCGCGAGGGUGCCCAGGGCUGCUGUGCAUUUCUUUAGCUACGCACUGCUGAUGCUUGUGGUGGUCCCCGAGGCCACCUUCCUCCCGCUCUACCUCAACCACAAGCAGGUGCAGCAGCGCGGAGGGAGGACAAACAACGGGGUGAAAGCGCUGCGGCUGGUCAGGGACGACCCCCGCGCCCUCCUGUGUGCCGUCACCGCCUGCCUGGUGGGCGCGGCGGGCGCUGCCGUGGAGGACUUCCUGCCGUGGCAGAUCCAGGACGGCGGGGGCAGCGAGCUGCACGUGGGCGCGGCGCUGGGCCUGGCGCUGCUCUCCCAGGUGACCUUCCCGCCGGUGCUCCGGAGCGGACGCGUCGUGCGGCUCCUGGGUCCCCACAGCCGCAUCCUGCUCCUGGGGACCGCGGCCCGGGCGUUCCAGUGCCUCUACUACUCCUUCCUCGGGGGCCCGUGGGCCGUCCUCCCCGCCCAGGCGCUGGACUGCCUCAGCAUGGGCGCCUUCUGGUGGGCACUGGAGGCGCAGUGUGAGGACGUGGCGACGCCUGGCACGGAGCGGGCCGUGCGGCGGGUCUAUCAGGCCCUGGCGCUGGACCUUGGUGCCGGGCUGGGCAGCUUCGCAGCGGGGCUGGUGGCGGAGAGGUUUGGCAUGGCUGUGCUCUUUCAGGGCCUGGCGGCCGGCCUCGGCCUCUGGUGCGUCAUCCUCGGCCUCUUCCAGUGGAAGGUCCCCAGGCAGCGGAGGAUCAACUACUCCCGCCUCCUGGCGGCAGACGCCAGCGAGGUGAGCGACACGGAGUCCGAGCAGGAGAGAGACUGGCUGGACAAAGCUAUCCAGGAGGAGAACAGCAAGAACAGUAACAACAACAGAAGUAAUUCCAGGCAAUGACUGCUGCUCUCCCCUCAGAACAUAAGACAUAAGAAAUGUUUCAGAUUCAUACAGGGAUUUUGAUUAAUUUGACCAAGUGGAAACAAAAAUUGGGAGGAAAAUGUGUCUUAACCAGUCAGUAACUGAUGAUACUGCAACCACUGGGUUAGUACAGGUCAAACUCUUUAAUUUAUUUUCAGAGGUGUAAUUCUGAAAGGUUGUUAUGGAGACUACUCGAAUAAGAGUGAGAAUAGGGAAAUCAAAAAUGUUUUGACUCCAAUGUUAUCAAUGACUUUACUAGGGAAUAUGCUGUCUAGUCUGUGGAGUGCAACAUCAUUUUGUUUAUCUUUUUGAGUUUUUGAUUAAUAAUGACAUUUUGAUAAUGUUCAAAUGUUUUGGCUUGGGCAGUGUCUGCCUCGACUUGAUGUCUCCUUCAUAUGUGAAAGCACUUAUCUUAAAUAAAAGUUUUGGAUAACAGCAGAA
Messenger RNA from Sardina pilchardus (European sardine), 2467 nucleotides. It is a transcript of the gene mfsd6l, whose product is annotated as major facilitator superfamily domain containing 6-like. NCBI's taxonomy places the organism in Eukaryota, Metazoa, Chordata, Actinopteri, Clupeiformes, Clupeidae. The record is from RefSeq and is a predicted model, not a curated record. Gene Ontology annotation, cellular component: membrane. The transcript is spliced from 2 exons. The coding region runs from base 203 to 2005 and encodes 600 amino acids.